AUGUCAAUGUCGGCGCUCGUGUCCACACUGCGCGGCCCGGGUAGGCAGCAGCUCUUCUUUUCAACCACCGCCAUGACCGUGAGGCAGGCGACGGGCUCCCACCUUCUCCGUAUCCCUGAGUUCACGAAAGUCCGGAACAUGGUGGCCAUGGGGAUGAAGAUGAGAUCAAGCAGGUUCGCCGUCUGCGGCCACAACUGGCGUAUCAAGUGCUUUCCAAACGGCUUCACAGAGGAGCACGAGGCCUCCCACAUCUCCCUGUCCAUCGACAGUGCCAGCAGCAGCUCAUGGACCAGCAGUCUAUGGGCAAAGGCCCAGAUGAGUGUACUUGACCACGCCGGAACGCCAUGCUACACUCAAAGCUCGCAGCGUGACUUCUCCUUCACUUGGAGCUUGCUAGAGUUUGUCCGCCACGAGGAUCUCGACAAGGAGAAGCAUCUCAAAGACGACUGCCUGACCAUCCUGUGCGACCUCACCGUCACCGUCAAGGUUGCGCCGAUGCCGCCGUUCGCCUUGCGCGGUCAGCUCGCCGAAGCCAUCUGGAGCAAGGAAAGACCGAACGUGAAGAUCGAGGUCGGCCAUCAGACCUUCGCCGCGCACCGGUGGAUACUGGAGGCCCGAUCCCCCGUCUUCAAGGCGGAUCUCUCGAUCGCCUCGAGAAUCAACGACCACGAGGACACCGACCGAGUACUACGCGUGGACGACAUGGACCCGCAGGUGUUCAAGGCUCUGCUCCAGUUCGUCUACACCGACUCGCCCCCCGAGACGAGCCUGCUCGAGGAGGCGUGGAUGGCGGAGGGGCUGCUCGUCGCGGCAGACAGGUAUGAGCUGGAGAAGCUGAAGCGCAUCUGCGAGGAGGCACUGUGCCGGCGCAUCAGCAUGGGAUCUGUGGCUGACACUCUGGAGUUGGCGGACCGACACCGUUUCCCCGUGCUGUGGGACGCGUGCAUGCGGCUCCUCUCUUCUCCUGGCAAUCUUGAAGCAUUCAUGGCGGCACAUGGUUCAUAG
Aegilops tauschii subsp. strangulata is the source of this 1005-nucleotide messenger RNA. Its product is annotated as BTB/POZ and MATH domain-containing protein 3-like. The record is from RefSeq and is a predicted model, not a curated record. Gene Ontology annotation, biological process: protein ubiquitination. Lineage: Eukaryota; Viridiplantae; Streptophyta; Magnoliopsida; Poales; Poaceae. Gene Ontology annotation, molecular function: protein binding.